UGUCCCUGUCCCCAGGCUGAAGGAGACACCAAGGGCGAUAAGGCCAAAGUUAAGGAUGAGCCCCAGCGGAGRUCAGCGAGGUUAUCUGCUAAACCCGCUCCUCCAAAGCCAGAGCCCAAACCUAAAAAAGCAGCUCCAAAGAAGAGCGAGAAGGUGCCCAAGGGGAAGAAGGGAAAAGCUGAUGCUGGCAAGGAGGGGAACAACCCUGCAGAAAAUGGAGAUGCCAAAACAGACCAGGCACAGAAAGCCGAAGGUGCUGGUGAAGCCAAGUAAAACGUGUGAAUUUUUGAUAACUGUGUACUUCUGGUGACUGUACAGUUUGAAAUACUAUUUUUUAUCAAGUUUUAUAACAAUGCAGAAUUUUGGUUUACUUUUUUUUAAGCUAUGUUGUUAGCACACAGACCGCUUCGUUGUUGUGUUCUGGGGGGGUGGGGGGCAGUGGGGACAAAUGUCAUUUAGUCUUAUUUCUCAAAACCUAAAUUUUAAUAAGAAAAGCUUUUUCCAGUCCCCCAGUUUUUGGAAGAAAAGCCCUUCCUGAAGGGAGGAGGAAGGGAUUCCCCCAUGCUGCGUGUCAGUUCUGUCCAAGUGAACAUCAAAGCUCCCAAGAUGCUGUUGCCUGCUCCAAAUCCCAAUGCCACCAGUUCUCCUUUGGUGUCUCCCUGUUUACCCAGAGCCUGUCACUCCAAACCACAGCAAAAGUGGCAUUUUGGGACAUUCCACACUCAAUCCACUGUCAGGUGAUGUGGAUUUCUGCUCUCCAGUCUGGGAUAUACUGCCUCAAAAGGGAGCUGCACUUCCUCUUUUCUAUUGUGGAUCCUCAGAUACAGAAACMUGCCUUUAAAUUUUAAUUUUCCUCUCAAAGUCAGGGUUGGGUUGUGCAGAGUUGUCAAACAACACGCUGAUGUGAACAUGUCCACCCUCACUCUAAACUUUGCCCUCUACAAGUACGAGCUGAAGAUUCUGAACRGUUUAUAGCAAUUUUCCAUUUCAAUAGUCCACAAAGGGAGGGGAGUCUGACAGUUGUUGUAAAAUGUUGCAGAUUGUAGCCCAUGUCCUGCCUAAAUUACCAUGAUUGUUCAUGAAAUUACCUUUAAUAAAGCUGGAUACGGUUUGGCUUGGACUGUU
Malurus melanocephalus (red-backed fairy wren) is the source of this 1125-nucleotide messenger RNA. It is a transcript of the gene HMGN2, whose product is annotated as high mobility group nucleosomal binding domain 2. NCBI's taxonomy places the organism in Eukaryota, Metazoa, Chordata, Aves, Passeriformes, Maluridae. Gene Ontology annotation, cellular component: chromatin; nucleus. Gene Ontology annotation, biological process: chromatin organization. The record is from RefSeq and is a predicted model, not a curated record. Gene Ontology annotation, molecular function: nucleosomal DNA binding. The transcript is spliced from 5 exons. The annotation marks the transcript as partial.